Messenger RNA from Phalaenopsis equestris, 1035 nucleotides. Its product is annotated as pentatricopeptide repeat-containing protein At1g63130, mitochondrial-like. The record is from RefSeq and is a predicted model, not a curated record. NCBI's taxonomy places the organism in Eukaryota, Viridiplantae, Streptophyta, Magnoliopsida, Asparagales, Orchidaceae. The transcript has a single exon. The coding region runs from base 1 to 1035 and encodes 344 amino acids. Gene Ontology annotation, molecular function: protein binding.
AUGGCUCCUCCUCUCUCCCCCAUGCCGGCAACCCCAACUCGCCGCCGGACGGAACUCCGGCCGCCGCGGCGGGUUUCCACCAAUCUCCCAAAUGCCAGCAUCAUCCGCGCCACUGCAGACCCUAACUCCAACCCGAAACAAGUUCUUUCUCUCUUCACUUCCGCUGUGCGGCAGCGCGGCUUCCGGCACGAACUCCCCACCUACGUAUCCCUCCUCCCCUACCUUGUUCACCAUGGCCGAAUUCGUGAGACGGAGCUCCUCCUCCGCCGCCUACCCGUCGCCGGACUUAGCCCCGGCCCCUCCCUCCUCUUCCCCCUCGCUUCCUCCGCACUAGCCGCAGGUAUCCCUCCAGAUUCUGCCGCCAGAUUGCUUCUCUCCGCCUCUCCCUCCGCCUCCGCUUUCUCCUCUCUCAUCGGCUUCAUCAUCCGCUCCAAUCAUCUAAGCCUCGCACGUUCCCUGCUCCUCUUCGCUGCACCCGAUAACCUAGGGUUUCGAAUUAAGAAUCGCCAUUUCGCCGGACUUAUACGCAGGUUCUGCCGCCGGGGGUACGUCGAGGAGGCGGAGGAGCUGGUGGCGGAAAUGGGACGAAGGGGCGUGUUGGCCGAUGUUGAGAUUUGGAAUUUUCUGCUCUUAACCGUUUGUGACAAUCGAAGCGUUGAUGAUGGGUUUCAGGUUUAUCUGGCAAUGACGGAGAUGGGGGUUUUGCCGGAUGUGAUCAGUUUCUCGACGCUGAUGGGGAGGAUGGGGAUGGAAGGGAAGGUUUUUGGGUGUAAUUCUCUCUUUGGGAGAAUGUUGGUGAUGGGUGUUCUUCCUGAUUUGGUUUUUUACAGGUUGCUUAUCAGGAUAUACUGCAACAAUUGCUUAUUGGGUGAUGCUGUUAGAGUUCUCAGAGCAAUGAAGAUUGAUGGGUUUCUGGAGGAUGGAGGAGUUGGGAAGAAGAAUGUUUGGGAAUGUGGUGGGGAGAUUGACGGGGUGGCUUCAUGUGCUGAUUCUUUUAAAGAUUUGAGUGGAAUGCAUGUAAAUAUGAAUAUUUAG